CAGAAGGAGUGGCAGGUGGUGUGGUGGUGAGGGGGGCCGGCAGGCGGGUGGGGGGGUAGCGCAAAGUGAUAGUCAAAGAGAAGUUGAAGGGAUGCAAGCCAUGGAGUUAAAGUGACGGAAGGAAGAAGAUCAAGAAAGCUGCUGCAUGACUUGAAGGGGAACAGAUCGUUCACGAUCAUCAUAACAGACAAGAAAACAAAAGCAAAAUCUACUUUGCCUUCUGUGAGACUGACAGCAGCAUGGCGAGCCUCCCCGCAGACCCACCUUUGGACACCGGCAAAGAAAGCUUCUGGAUGCCUGGGAAUUAUGUGCGCACGGUGCACAGAACACAGCAGUCCUACCAGGCGUGCAAUGACCUGGUGGCCUGCUUCACAGAGAGGGCCAGGGUGGAAAAGCAGUACGCCCAUCAGCUGAGCCAGUGGAGCAACAAGUGGAAGUCCAUAGUGGAUUCACGGCCGCUUUACGGCUCCCUGCUGGCGGCCUGGCAGAGCUUCUUCACCUCCUCCGAGCGUCUGUCCGUCCUCCACUUGUCCAUCUCGCAGUCUCUCGUCGCGGAGGAAGGUGAACGGGUGAAGGCCUGGCAGAAAGAGAGCUUUCCCAAAAAACUCUUCUGCGGGUUCCGAGAGAGCCACAACAACAAGACAAGUUUUUCACGGACGCAGAAACCCUGGAAACAAAAACUGACCAAGUUGGAGAAGGCCCGGGCGGCGUACCACAAGUCCUGUCAGAAGGAGCUGAGCGCCGUGAACAAAGAAAAACAAGCAAAUGACAAUCCAGAUUUAAGUCCGGAGAAAAAGCAGAAAGUGACGGAGGUCCGAGAGGUAGUCACAGAGGCGAAAACCAAGGCCCGAGAACACUAUGAGAAAGUCCUGGAGGACGUGACCAGCUACACUCCGCGCUACAUGGAGGAGAUGGAGGCCAUUUUUGAACAGUCGCAAGAGGAGGAGAGGAAACGCAUCAGCUUCUUGAAACAGGCCUUCCUCUCUAUCCACCGACAUCUUGACAUUACCAACAACGAGGACGUGAAGGCGGUGUACAGUGACCUCCACCAAACACUCAUGUCCAUCGAUGAGCUGGAGGACCUCAAAUGGUGGAAAAACAAUCGUGGUCCAGGCAUGCUCACCAACUGGCCAAAGAUCGAGGCAUGGGUUCCACCUGUAAAAAAGCUGAAAAGAAAGAAGCGAGAGCAGAGAAGCAAAGAAAGUGCACCAGUGAUGAUCGGAGGCGUGAAGGUAUGCGCCCUGUACGAUUAUGUGGGGGAAGAGGGUGAUGAGCUCUCCUUUAAAUCAGGUGAGGUGUUCCUGAAGGUGGAGGAGGAGGAUGAUCAGGGAUGGUGUCGGGGGGUCCUGAGUAGCGGGAAGGAGGGAUUCUACCCAGCCAAUUACGUCGAACUUGUGGAGUGACGUCACCAAAAACGUGUUGAAAUAUUCUGAUUGUGAUAUUUACUUCUGAACAGCGCAUUCAUGUUGUCACACUUUGAAUUGAAACAAUAGGAUAGUCUUGUAAAUGCUAACCUUUUUUGGUGUAUGAACUGAUUAAUUCAAAGCAAGAAUGUGUGUUUAGUCAUAAGAAUUGGGAGAGUUAUUUAUGUGAUCAAAGUCCAAUAAAGUUUUCCCGGGCACAUGUUUACAAUAAUGUGUGUAUUGUUCACAUGGUUAAUGUUUACUAUAUCAGUAUUCAAAAUAAAAUGAUUCUAUUUUACAACCA
Molecule: messenger RNA, 1707 nt
Organism: Nerophis ophidion (straightnose pipefish)
Lineage: Eukaryota; Metazoa; Chordata; Actinopteri; Syngnathiformes; Syngnathidae
Product: protein kinase C and casein kinase substrate in neurons protein 2-like
Exons: 11
Coding region: 240-1403 (387 amino acids)
Biological process (GO): plasma membrane tubulation; regulation of endocytosis; cytoskeleton organization
Cellular component (GO): cytoplasm; endosome; plasma membrane
Molecular function (GO): protein binding; phospholipid binding
Source: RefSeq, a predicted model, not a curated record